Molecule: messenger RNA, 1634 nt
Organism: Salarias fasciatus (jewelled blenny)
Lineage: Eukaryota; Metazoa; Chordata; Actinopteri; Blenniiformes; Blenniidae
Gene: eipr1
Product: EARP complex and GARP complex interacting protein 1
Exons: 9
Coding region: 115-1278 (387 amino acids)
Biological process (GO): protein ubiquitination
Molecular function (GO): protein binding
Source: RefSeq, a predicted model, not a curated record
AGUCACUUGUGUUUUGGUUUAACGCAGACCGGAGCCCAUUUACUGUGUUUUUCAUGCUUUUUCCACAAUAAAAUUCUUUUAAGGGAUACGAAAACGCUGGUGAUAUAUUGAAAAAUGGAGGACGACGCUCCAGUUAUUUAUGGUCUUGAAUUCCAGGCUCGUGCACUGACUGCUCAGACAGCUGAGACUGAUGCUAUUCGGUUCCUCGUGGGAACACAGUCACUGAAAUUUGACAACCAGAUCCACAUCAUUGACUUUGAUGAUGAGAAUAACAUCAUUAAUAAGAAUGUCCUUCUGCACCAAGCUGGGGAGAUAUGGCACAUUGGCGCCAGUCCUGCAGAUAAGGCUGUGCUUACCACCUGCUAUAACAAAACCUGCGACAGCCGCGUGGUGUCCUGCGCCGCCGUGUGGCGGAUGCCCUCCGACUGGGAGACGGGAAGCCACGAGUCGCCCGACGACUCCGCCCACAACCCCCAGACCCUGGAGCUGCUGUGUCACCUGGACGACAGCGCCCACGGCAACGCCGCCUGCGUUCUGUGGGAGCCCAUGGGGGAUGGCAAGCGUGUGAUUUCAUUGGCCGAUAACCACGCGCUACUCUGGGACCUGCAGGAGAGCUCCACACAGGCCACAGUCUCCAGCACCGCCACCCUCGAGGGUAAAGGUCAGCUGAAGUUUACCUCCGGGAAGUGGAGCCCGCACCACAACUGCAGCCAGCUCGCCACGGCCAACGACACUUCAAUCCGAGGCUGGGACCUGCGCACCAUGAGCCAGAUCUACUGUAUUGAGAACGCCCAUGGCCAGCUGGUGCGUGACCUGGACUUCAAUCCCAACCGCCAGUACUACCUGGCCAGCUGCGGAGACGACUGCAAGGUCAAGUUCUGGGACGUCCGCAACGUCCAGGAGCCCGUGAAGACGCUGGAGGAGCACUCACACUGGGUGUGGAGCGUCCGUUACAACCACAGCCACGACCAGCUGGUGUUGACGGCGAGCAGCGACAGCCGCCUCAUCCUCUCCAACAUGGUGUCCAUCUCCUCGGAGCCGUUCGGGCACUUGGUGGACGACGACGAGCUCAGCGAGGGCGAGGACAACCACCAGGACGACAAGACUAAGGAGCCCCUCAAAGACAGCGUGGUGUCCACCUACGAGGAGCACGAGGACAGCGUGUACGCCGCCGAGUGGUCGUCGGCCGACCCCUGGCUCUUCGCCUCGCUCAGCUACGACGGACGUCUCGUCAUCAACAGAGUCCCCCGAGCCCUCAAGUACCGGAUUCUGCUCUGAGGGGGGGGGGUGGCGGAGGGUCAGGUGAUCUCAGAGUGUCAGCCGUGUGUGUGUGUGUGUGUGUGUGUGUGUGUGUGUGUGUGUGUGUGUGUGUGUGUGUGUGUGUGUGUGUGUGUGUGUGCGUGUGGGUGCUGAUGCACUCCACACGACUCUGUAACUUGAAAAAAUCUGUUCAUAUCCCACUGUAAAAAAACAAACAAACCCAGAAAAAGAAUUAAAGUAACAUUCCACAUAGAAUUUUAUUUGUUGAGUUUUUCAAAUCUCCAAGUGAAUUCUUCUCACUCAUGUUUAAUUAGUGGUUGUCAGCGUUGAAAUGAUUCUGUUUUUUGCCAAACUAAUAAUCAGUGUGGCGCAGA